CUUUCAGAUGAGCGGCAAAAAGAAAGCUCAAAAGAAGAAGGGACGAACGAAAGAUGCGGGAGCGGACGACUUCGACGACCUCGUAGAAUGGAAUGAUGACGGAUGUGGGCUAUCAAGAAAGCAUGCAACUGAUAUAAUAAGGCUCAUCAAAUGUCACAACAAACCAUUGACUAAAGUCGCAACGGAAUUCAUUGAAAUCUUCAAAGAGCGCUGCUCAUUGGUUGUUGGUAUGGCUCUUCUUGCUAUAUACGAUGACUUAGCUCCAACGGAUGACGUAGCCAGCAGGAUUGUCACAGUCUACCUGAUUUACAGAGUGCGUGAUAUAGAAGUUGCUCUGCGACGUAGGAACCCUGGCGGCAUAGACGACAUCCUGGGACAUCCUUUCAUGUCUUUCUUCCUAAAUCUGGUUGAGUCAAAGGCUGUUGACGACAUCUGUGUAACCUACCCGCUUCCAGCUGGCAUCGAGCGGUCAGUGGUCCUGCGCAUUCUGAAUGGAAAAACUGCGGAAUUUGCUAGCAUGAGCGCUUCGGACUUACUAGCAGGUGGAGCUAUGGACGAUGCCAAUCUUACUUUCACCGAAGCUGAGCAGUUCUAUGCAAAACAGGCGGCACGCUGGCCCGAGCAUCUAGACAUGGUGACAAUUCCGGCGAUUCUACCAUUUCCUGAUCCGGAGGACAAUGACCCUCAAGACCCGAGCCAAGAUGCUCUGCUUAUGUCCUUGAUGCACCGAAUCUCGUGUGAGCCGUUAAAGCAGCUGCCAUUCAAGACAACUCCACUCAUGCCACCAUUAUAUCCUGUCCAACCAAUCGAGCUUGGAUGCGAGAAUAUCGAGGAGUUGCGCAGCCGAGUCGCCAAUGCUAAACCCUCAGAAGCUGGGCCAUCAAAAGAGAAAGCUGCUUCAUAUCUUGAUAAACCACCUACUCCCUCAACAGCUAAUCCUACGCCUACCCAAGAGCUUACUGAGGAGCAAAUGGCGGAGUUCACAAAAAGAUUGUUGGAUGGAAAAUCGCUAACGCAGUCGGAGACUAAACAGAUGCUGAAGUCUCUCGAAUGUGCGGACGCCAAUAACAAGUUUGUGAGCCAGUUCGUGCAAAUGAGUGAUUCGGAUCUGUCACGCUUGAUCGACCUCAACGUUAAGAUAGCUAUUGAAGUUAUCGAUUUAUGUGUGACUGCUGACCAGGCACUGGCAAAUAGAAUAAUGCGGAUAGUACAAGGAAUGGAUGUUACCGUACAAUGCAUGGAGGUCGUCACCCGCCUUUACCAGUAUCGACCUGAGUUGCCACGUGAGCCUUUGAACGACUAUGUCCGCUAUUGUGUUCGAUACUGUUUGGACGCUACGCCAUCUUCAAACCUCAACAGGGUCGUCCGACUAGUUGCCAUAACAUUGAAGAAUUUGCUCAAGAGUGGUAGCAUAUCAGCUUCGGAACUCUCCCUGGAACUGCGUGAGUUUGGUGUAAGAUUUUGCCAACAUCCGGACACAACGUUCCUGUUCAACACCGUUGGGCUUGCACAGCUUAGAGAUGGUCGUGAAGCAAGUUACUGCUCCGAGAUACCGCGGUCUCAUAGAUUUUCGCAUACUGUAUUGCUAUUAUGUAGGAAGAGUGAAGGAUCAUCUCGCCCAGGGGAUCAUUGGCGAGUAAACUGGAAGCAGGCUGGCCUCAUGGCUACUGCUGCGACAUUGCCAUCAUCAGGUAACCUAUUCCUAGAUUAUGUCAGCAGCCUGGGCGCCGAGGACAGAACAUACCUUUACACGCAGCCAGCAUGUGCUCUUUUCGCAUUUCGUAUGCUGCCGAAUGUUGCACAGCAGGUAGUAAUCAAAAUGAUAUGGAACUCUAAUGUUAGUGCUGCCAUGUCCCACGACACUUCCGCGGAGCUUGAGUCUUCCGAAAAGUUGUUAGCCAGGUUAGGCCUCAUUACUGGCAACGGCAAUCUCCACCCUUCAUUCCGCCAGUCCUACCUACGAGCCAUCAUGCUCGGUGCCCAAAAGUGCUCGAAAAUCAAUCCCGUAGAGGUAGAUCCAAAACGACGGCAAAAUGAGAAAGAACUUGGCAAGAAAGCUGGUGAACGAUGGGAAUGCAUACUGAGAUAUCUAGCAUUACCAUCUGAUAAGAAUAUGAAUUCGGUAUCGUCGACCACGCGUGAGCUCUUUUCCGCUGCCGGUUUUACCAGUGACAACGAGGGCUCGGCGGAUCUUGAGAUAACAUCCGCUGGGUUCCAGUUCUUGUUGCUUAGUCCUGUUCAGCAGCUCUGGACUUAUAUGAUAGAAUAUCUCAAACUUGAAACGGCAAAAGGUCGAGAUAUCCGGCCAAUUAUGGAUCUCCUCAUCAGGAUUAUUCUAUGUGUAGUUAUAGGCGCGGAUCUCUCCACUACGGCAUUUGAAAUCAAUCCCAAUUGGACAGAGGAGCAGUCAACGUUAGCCAUGCAUAUGCGAGAACUUGGACUAAUUUUUAUUAGGAAGCGAAAAGAUGGGGUGUUCUUUCUCACCCCUUUGCUGUUGAACCUCUGCACCGGUGCCGCUGAUGAUGAAAAUGCUGGCUGUGUCCGACGAAUGGACGAACGUCGUAGUGGGAAUAUCAUCGUGGAGACGAAUUUCCGAUUAUAUGCUUACACAAACUCUAGUCUACAAUUGGCUAUUCUGUCGACUUUCACUGAAAUGACUUAUCGGUUCAAUGAUAUGUCCGUUGGGAUUUUGACGAGGGAAUCGGUGAGAAGAGCAUUGCAGGUUGGUAUUACGGCCUCACAAAUAAUCUCCUUUUUGCGAGCGAACGCCCACAAGCAAUGCCUAGCUGCUGGCGGACCCUUGAACUGUUUGCCUGUUACGGUUGCCGACCAGAUCCGUUUAUGGGAAGAUGAGCGCAAACGGCUGACUUUUACGGAAGCUACACUUUACUCAGCAUUUGAAGGGGAUUCUGAGUUUAUCGGUGUUCGUGAUUUUUCUUUACGAGAAGGUAUCUUAUUAUGGGCUGACAGCGAUAAAAAGCUGGUAAUAGUAUCGGAUGAAGGCCACGAAAAGGUUCGAGCAUGGUGGAAAGCCAAUAAGGCUUCCAUGUAGUCUGUGAUCUCUUGAUUGUUUUUUCUUAGAUUUUAUUUCUAUUCCCUUUGAAUUGUUCCAUAGCUAAGGGUCAUUUUUUUUUCGACGUUGUCAUCUUGAUCAAUUCAUUUUCCUGAAAAUGCAUGCACUGUUGGUCUUGUUUGAAGAAGAUUGUUAGUUGUAUUGUUGCUGACACGAUUGUGUCAUUGAAAUGAAGAAUUUGAAAACUAUAAUUGAUCAUCUCAA
Molecule: messenger RNA, 3277 nt
Organism: Cylicocyclus nassatus
Lineage: Eukaryota; Metazoa; Nematoda; Chromadorea; Rhabditida; Strongylidae
Source: the annotation of a GenBank genome assembly